UUUUAGAAAAAAAAAUAAUUGUUGUUGUGAUUAUUGUUAUUAUAAUUAAAGCUCUAUAUAAUAACAAUAAAAAUUUUGUCUUUAAUGAACAUUGUAAAAUCAUAAACAAUAAAAGAAAAAAAUUAAUUUUUAAUAUACAAUAAAAAGUAAUAAUAAAUAAAAAAGUUCAAUGUCAAUUAUCAGAAGAUCCCAGCAAUGGGCAACAUUUGCAAGAGUUUGGCAUAUUUAUGAUGCAAAAUGGCAAGAUCCAUAUCUAAGUGCACCAUUAAUAUCAAAAUAUUUAAUGGGAAAAACUAAGCCAAUUUAUCAUCCAAUGAAUCAAUGUGGUGAUCAUGUUGUGGUAAUUAACAGCAAAGACAUUGCUUUACGUGGUGAUGAUUGGACAAAAAGAGUUUAUUUUCAUCAUACAACAUAUCAUUCUGGUGAUACUUGGACUCUUGCUUGGGAAUUACAUAAAAAAAAUCCAACAAUGAUUGUUAAAAAAGCUGUAUAUCAUUCAAUGAAAGGAACAAUUCAACGUAGACAUACAAUGCAACGUUUACAUAUUUAUGAAGAUGAAAAUGUUCCAGAAGAAAUACUAGCAAAUGUUAGUAAUCAAAUUAAACAAUUGCGACCAGUUCCAGUAAGACUUGAUCAUAUACCUGAAGAACAAAUUAAAGAAUUUCCACGUGUUAUUAAAUAUCCAAAUGAUCAUAUUCUUACUUAAAUUUUUUAAUCUGUAACAAUUGAUUUUUUUUUUUUUUUCUUGUUUUUACAAUUAAACUGAAUUAAUAGUCAAUUUAUCGGUCAUUUAA
Molecule: messenger RNA, 794 nt
Organism: Aphidius gifuensis
Lineage: Eukaryota; Metazoa; Arthropoda; Insecta; Hymenoptera; Braconidae
Gene: mRpL13
Product: 39S ribosomal protein L13, mitochondrial-like
Exons: 3
Coding region: 170-706 (178 amino acids)
Biological process (GO): translation; negative regulation of translation
Cellular component (GO): ribosome; mitochondrial large ribosomal subunit
Molecular function (GO): mRNA binding; structural constituent of ribosome
Source: RefSeq, a predicted model, not a curated record